This is a messenger RNA of Nanorana parkeri, 1266 nucleotides long. RefSeq names its product chromosome unknown C17orf75 homolog (gene CUNH17orf75). The coding region runs from base 59 to 1222 and encodes 387 amino acids. Gene Ontology annotation, cellular component: trans-Golgi network. The record is from RefSeq and is a predicted model, not a curated record. Lineage: Eukaryota; Metazoa; Chordata; Amphibia; Anura; Dicroglossidae. The transcript is spliced from 10 exons.
GUGAGGAAGGAAUUGUGUGGCGGACCGGUGACAUCAUCCAUACAUAGGCCAGUGCAGGAUGCUGGCUGCACAGAGCUCCCUGGCUGAGUCUGUAGAUGGAGAAGAACUGAGGAGUGACGAUGGCGAGGAGAGGCGGCAUGACAAGCCCACUGCUGACUACUACUGCCUGUACCUGUACCAGAGCGGAGGGGCCCCCCAAGAUUCUGGGACCACUGAUGAGGGUAGUCCGGGGAGCAGUGGUGCUGACACCCCACCUGGGGAAGAUUUCAGCCUUUCCCUGGUGGACACAAACCUGCCGGCUGAAGCAGAGCCGGACCUCAGGAACUUCAUGGCAAAGCGUCUCUCCCGUGGGGCCAUGUUUGAAGGGAUGGGUAACGUGGCUUCUGUGGAUCUCAGCUACCCGGAAUGUUCCCUGGGCUGUUACUACUCUCUGAUCCAGCAGACGGGUCAUUCUGAGGCAGGACCGCAGUCCUCCGAGCACGUCGUGUGCUUCCUGGGGGGGUCAGAGAAAGGUCUGGACCUCUUCAGACUUGAACUGGACAGAUAUGUGGAAGAGCUGAAGACUAAGAUACAGAUGGGUAACCUGGACUCUGACAUCCGGCCUCACCUGAGCAGCUGGUUUGAGGUCUCCAUAUUGCCGAUCCAACGAAUAGUGAACCUUUUCCAGGAGAAGCUGUCCUACCUACUACAUGCGGCACUUAGCUACACUACAGUGGAGGUGACAAACUCUGACGAGAGGACUAAGAAUGAUGUCAGCAGGUUCCUCUCCUCAGCCAGUCUGCAGGGUCUGGUACAGGAGGGCACGAUGGCAUCCCUGUGUAUUGCCAUGACUGAGAGUCGGCAUCAUACAGUCACUGUGGACUUCAGCGAUGGUCACCCGGAGCUGGUGAAUGCAGUGAGUAAUCGCUUCUGCGAGGACUGGAUGCAAUUCUUUGUCAGCAGCUAUGAGGGUGGUAGCCCCUUCUUGUUCCGCCAGAAACUGGAGAACUUCAAGCUGAAGGCCAUCCAGGACAUGAACAACCUGAAGCGGCUGAUCCGGCAGGCGGAGAGCAGCCACCAUGCCCUCUUCCGCUGUUACAACUUCCUGAAGAAUUGUGGCAAUGGCGACCUCUUGUUACAGAUGGUGAAGGUGGAACACGCUGAGAUGCCGGAGGCCAGCAGCGUGGUGACCGUUCUGGAGGAGUUCAUCCAGGAGGAAGGCUUCUCUGUACACAGCUCCUGAGCAGCGUGUGCGUCGGGACUGGUGGUGAGCAGGGGGUGGGUGUU